This is a messenger RNA of Haliotis rubra (blacklip abalone), 3726 nucleotides long. RefSeq names its product nose resistant to fluoxetine protein 6-like. NCBI's taxonomy places the organism in Eukaryota, Metazoa, Mollusca, Gastropoda, Lepetellida, Haliotidae. Gene Ontology annotation, molecular function: acyltransferase activity, transferring groups other than amino-acyl groups. The transcript is spliced from 15 exons. The record is from RefSeq and is a predicted model, not a curated record. The coding region runs from base 80 to 3184 and encodes 1034 amino acids.
CAAUGGCGUGUAACUAGCUCUAUGUCGGGGCUAGUGUCAGGUUUCAUACCCUCAGCUUGACAUCUGUUGUGCCAGAAAUAUGGAUCGUGUUUUUGUUGCUAUAAUAGUGCUACUUUCAUGUCAACUGCAGUCGUUGAGAUGCGACGACGGAUUCAUCGAUGAAGCUUACGAUGGAUUUACCGUAACUGGAGGCCCGUCUUCUGAAACAGACACUCCUGGUCAGGAUUCGAUGACAGGGUUUUCACAACAAACAACGCCACACUCGUCAUCACAAGAAAUCAAUAAAAUGACGACAUCAAACAGUAUGGGAAUAGAGAGUUCUAUCAGCCAGGUGACCCUUGAGAAGAAGACAAAAGCGGCUUCAGUUUCAAACCAACAAACAGUUACUGUACCCAAUAAUCAUAUUCCAGAUGGGUCUGUACCUUCUGCAUCAGUUAGCAUCAACCCACUUGCAGCGAUCGCGGGGCUGCUGAUGCAGAGUCCUCAAGCUAAGAACAUCCUUGGAUUAAUAUUUGGCCAGAACAACAUAGGUAAACUGGAGGAGUUGUUCAGAAACGUCACGUCAUCAACUGAAGUAGCGGAGUUGUUUGGAAACCUCACAUCUUCAGGUCAAGGUGGGCCCAGUCGAGAAGGACUGUCUAAGCUUUUAAACAACCCCUCAGUCCAAGCAGUUAUGGAGCAAGUAUUUCUGCAAGUUCAAAAUAUGCUGAAGUCGUUCGUCCCGAACAUUUCCCCGUCUCUGGACAAUAUCACGCCGGCUCAACUGUUUCAGGCUGUCAGUGAUAUGAUCAAUGGUUCAGGAACGGGCGGAAAUUCGAGCACUGGUGCAAUUAUGCAAGCGGUCAUGUCUGCUUUACCAUCAGUAUCAGGAUCUCUGAGUGCAGUUCUGAAGAAUUUCGGCGUUAACGUUAAUGCCACCGACGUCAUGGAACAGAUUUCAGAACUUGUGCCUGUAUUCCGUGAGCAAGGCAACGUCACUGCACUCCAAGAGCUUGCUGCCAAUGCAACUGGGCCUGUUGGCAUGUUGUUGGAUGUCUUACCUUUGGCCAUCAAUCUUGGACAGAUGAUGAAGCCAGAAAUGGUUUCAAAUGAGAAUUUAUGUCUGGCUGAUUUCAGUGCCUUCGUCCAGAGUCUUCCUUCGAAGCAGAUGUGGGCCCUUCGAAUGUUGGAUGCAUCUGGGAAGCCAGGUACAAGUAUCUUGCAAGGCGCUGUGCAGUUCAUCGGGAACUAUGAUGAGUGUAGGGAGAUCUCGGUUACCCUCAACACCACGGUACCCCGUGUUGUACAUGGAGAGUACUGGGAAUUGACCUUCGCCUAUCCCAAGUCAUUAGGAAAGCUUAUGGUAGUACCUAUGCUAGUCGGGAUACCAGGCAUCGGUUGGGGCUUCUGUCUUCCUAGGUCCUGUAAUGUCAGCUCAGUAACACAUGCAGUAUCAAUGGUACCUUUAGAAUGGUUUGGCACCGAGUUGAUAUCCGCCUCCUCAAGAACCACUGAUGACUGGAAGGAGGAUGCAAGCGCCAUUGCAGCAAUGGUUAUUUUAGUCCUGAUUGCUUCGUUAUCGGUGAUCGGAACAUGCUACGACGUGGUGUCUGGGUGGCUGGCCCUACGCAAAGCAAACAGAGACGACGAAGAGGAGUUUGUGGACGGAUUUAAAGAAUCCAAGGCUUUCGUCUCCGAGGACGGCAACCGCAUCUGGCGCCUUAGUAACGGCAUCUCGAUGGUAGCAAUGAAUGGCAGGAGGGUGUACCCCAUGGAUGAAGAUGGAGACCAGAUGACCACAGUGAUGGGUGGCGGUGACGGGGGGCACCUGCAGGAAGAGGACAGUGAUGAUGAGGAAAGACCACACACAUCCAACACCGCUUACAAUGACAGCUUUGGUCGUCAACUGUUGUUGGCCUUCUCCAUCACACGGAACGCGGAGAAGAUACUCAGCAGCGCAUCAGGGGAGGGCAAUCUUGGCUGCAUCCAUGGCAUCCGGGUCCUCAGUAUGGCCUGGGUCAUCCUCGGACACAGUUUGUCAAUGUCUACCUUAACCACAACUGAGAACUUGAUCGACUUCUCGACCAGGGUCAAGGACUUCACCAUGGAGGCUGUACUGAACGGUACGCUCUCAGUGGACACCUUCUUCCUCCUGAGCGGCUGUUUGGUCUGUUAUUUGUUCCUGAGGGAGUCCAAGAAGACAAUCACAGGGAGACCGACCGUAAAGCAAAUGGUGUUAUACUACGUUCACCGAUACUGGAGACUGACACCAGUUUACAUGAUAGUUGUCAUGGCGUAUACAGGGUUCAUGCGCCACCUUGCGGAAGGUCCUUUGUCAAACGCUGACAGUCUAAAGGAUGCAGAAAACUGCCGAUCAAACUGGUGGACUAAUUUACUGUACAUUAACAACAUCUACAAGAAUGACGAAAUGUGUCUCGGGUCGUCUUGGUUUCUGGCCAAUGACAUGCAGUUCCAUGUUGUGGCCCCUUUGGCGCUUCUUCCAAUUGCUUUUGGACUAGAAGCCCUGGGAAUAAUUGUGAUGUUUGCAUUCCUAGUGAUCCAUAUAUCUACAUACGGAUAUUUUGAAUAUCAUCUCAAAGGAGCAACACUUAGUGUGCACCAGGCUGACUUCUUCCAGUAUAUAUACUUCGUACCUUGGUGUAGAGUUGGAGUAUUUGGAAUUGGCUUGUUCCUUGGAUACGUUCUUCAUAAAACCAAGUGCAAGGUCAAGUUACCAAGGUUCGUCCUUGUCCUUGGAUGGCAGCUGGCCCUGGCUAUUGGCCUGAUGUGCACAUAUUUCCCCUACGAUGACUGGAAGGAUGGCAUUCCUGACUGGGAUCUGAACACAACAAUCAUCUAUACAACCUUGUCCAGACCCGGAUGGGCGGUGUUCGUGUCUUGGAUUAUAUUUGUGUGCUGUACCGGAAAUGGAGGUGUGGUCAACAGGCUAUUGUCCUGGGGGGCCUGGAUGCCGCUGGGAAGACUUACCUACGGGGCCUAUCUCCUCCACCCUAUAAUCUUAUCGUACACGAUGUUAACCCUGAGGAAACUGGUGUACGCCAACUUAGUAGAAAUGAGCUAUCACUUCAUUGGAACAUUUGUUGUGUCUUACGGCAUGGCCUUCAUCUUAUGUGUGUUGGUUGAGUCGCCGUGUGUGGGGCUGGAGAAGGCGGUGUUGACGAAGAUGAAACUGAAAAGAAGCUGAAGGACAUGUUGUCGUGUGAAAUAUGUGUGAUUUUGUGAAUUGUAUAUAAACUAUAUCUCUUUGUGACACCGAGUCAAGAGUUUUCAACGCUGGAAGGAUACAUGCUUUUAGGUCAAUUGCCUUUUCGUAUGAACAACACUUAUGUGAUUCUGUGAAUUAUAUAUUGUGAUUAUGUGAAAUAUGUUUGAUUUUGUAUAUAUACACUAUCCCUUCAUUGCUCCGAGUAAAGACAUUGUGUUUUCAACGCUAAAAGAUAUUGCCUUUUCUCAUGUAAAAACUGACUGUUUUAUGUGAUUCCUGAUCUUCAACUGGAUUUGUUACUUGUGUUUUCCACGCUUCACAGACAUUCGCAUCCGGUUUAGCUGGGAAUCACCUAACGCACAACACUGACUGAUUUAUAUGAUAUUGUGAAUUAUGUGUAACUGUAGGGUAAAGAUUGGGAUGGCCUAAAAGUCGGGCCGGGCCGGGCCAAGUCGUGCCAAAUCUAUUAUUGGCUAAUAAACCCAUUAAUGAAAACCAUGCCUACAAUUAACCAAUGCAAC